This is a messenger RNA of Xenopus laevis (African clawed frog), 3673 nucleotides long. It is a transcript of the gene tcf4.S, whose product is annotated as transcription factor 4 S homeolog. Gene Ontology annotation, molecular function: DNA-binding transcription factor activity, RNA polymerase II-specific; protein dimerization activity; RNA polymerase II cis-regulatory region sequence-specific DNA binding. Gene Ontology annotation, biological process: regulation of transcription by RNA polymerase II. The record is from RefSeq and is a predicted model, not a curated record. Bases 479 to 2500 code for a protein of 673 amino acids. The transcript has 20 exons. Gene Ontology annotation, cellular component: chromatin; transcription regulator complex; nucleus. Lineage: Eukaryota; Metazoa; Chordata; Amphibia; Anura; Pipidae.
AUAAAGAGAGAAUAGAGAGGAAUAAAGAGAGAGAAAGUCUCCUUAUAAGGCACCAGGGCUGUUGUGUAAUGGGCAAGUAAAAUGCUUUUCCCCAGGUGAUCCCAUGCAACGUUACAUUGUUACUUUUGUGUGACUUUGUUGGAUUCCAGCAGUGGAUGUUGCACUAAUUGUAGCUGCUGCUGCCUGUGUAUUAGCCUAUAGGCUGGACCUGUGUCCCCUUACCCCGGGGGGUGCAUGUCUCUCGCCCCAUCUGGAUUUCUAUAUACCGCCUGGGACUGAGCAGAAGAGAAAUUUCCUCUUGUUGAGCGAUGGCUUUCGGAAGUUUUGGACAGGAAACGUAGCCCCAGGCACUCGGCAGCAGCAGCCCCUCUCUCUGUCUCUCUCUCUGUGUCUCUCGCUCUCUCUCUCCGCUCCUUGUAGUUUUCAUUUGUUAGGGUUUUUUUUUUUUUUCCUCGGCGCACACACAGACUCAGGGAAGAUGUUUUCCCCUCCUGUAAGCAGCGGCAAGAAUGGACCAACUUCCCUGGCAAGCGGACAUUUUUCAGGAACAAAUGUAGAAGACAGAAGUAACUCAGGGUCCUGGGGGAACAGUGCACAUCCAAGUCCAUCUAGAAAGCUGUCAUGCAGUGUGCAAGCCAGCGUGCAUAGCCAUCCACCCCGGAGGUGGCUGCAUAGUUACGGGGAAGGAGCCCAUUUUGAACACAUGACCAGCAGGGAUCUGAGCUCACACUCGCAUGACAAUCUCUCGCCGCCGUUCGUCAACUCAAGAAUACAAGGCAAAUCAGAUAGAAAUUCAUAUUCCUGUUAUGGGAGGGAUUCAGAAUUGCAGGGCUGCCAUCAGCAAAGCCUUCUUGGAGGGGACAUGGAAAUGGCAAACACAGGAGCACUUUCGCCUACGAAACCUGGAUCACAAUACUAUCCGUACUCAAGCAAUAACCCCCGGAGGAGGCCUUUUCACGGAAGUUCAAUGGCAGAAGUGCAAGCCAAGAAAGUCCGGAAGGUUCCACCUGGACUACCAUCUUCGGUUUAUGCCCCAUCAGCAAGCACGGCCGACUACAAUAGGGACUCGCCAGGUUAUCCAUCCUCAAAGCCAGCCGCCAGCACUUUUCCCAGUUCCUUCUUCAUGCAAGAUGGGCACCAUAGCAGUGACCCAUGGAGUUCAUCCAGCGGAAUGAACCAAGCUGGUUAUGGAGGGAUGCUUGGCAACUCUUCUCAUAUUCCACAGUCAAGCAGCUACUGUAACCUGCAUCCACAUGAGCGAUUGAGCUAUCCAUCACACUCCACAACAGACAUCAAUUCCAGCCUUCCUCCAAUGUCUACAUUUCAUCGCAGUAGUACAAAUCAUUACAGUGCCUCCUCCUGCACGCCACCAGCCAAUGGGACAGAAAGCAUAAUGACAGCAAGCAGAGGGAGCGGGGCGGCUGGGAGCUCGCAGACCGGAGAUGCGCUGGGAAAAGCACUUGCCUCUAUUUAUUCUCCAGAUCACACCAACAACAGUUUCUCAUCAAACCCAUCAACUCCAGUUGGGUCUCCACCUUCUCUAUCAGCAGGCACAGCUGUUUGGUCAAGGAACGGAGGACAGACUUCCUCAUCUCCAAACUACGAAGGCCCCUUGCACUCUCUAACACAGCAAAGUCGAAUUGAGGACAGAUUGGAAAGAUUAGAUGAUGCAAUUCACGUUUUACGGAACCACGCGGUGGGUCCUUCAACAGCAAUGCCAGGAAGCCACAGCGAGUUACACAAUCUAAUAGGUCCCUCUCACAAUGGUGCAAUGGGUGGAAUUGGAUCAGGAUAUGGAACAGGUCUUCUGCCAUCAAACAGGCAUUCCCUCAUGGUCGGAGCUCAUCGUGAAGAUGGCGUUAAUCUACGGGGCAGCCACUCACUUGUGCCAAAUCAGGUGUCCGUCCCGCAGUUACCGGUGCAGUCAGCUACAUCACCUGAUUUGAACACUGGCCAAGAUCCAUACCGGGGUAUCCCAACCGGUCUUCAAGCUCAGUCCGUCUCUCCGGGGAGUUCCGAAAUCAAAUCUGAAGACGAAGGAGAUGAGAACCUGCAAGAUUCGAAAUCAGGCGACGACAAGAAAUUAGACGACGACAAGAAGGAUAUCAAAUCAAUUACGAGGUCAAGAUCUAGCAAUAAUGAUGACGAAGACCUGACCCCAGAGCAGAAGGCAGAAAGAGAGAAGGAAAGGCGGAUGGCAAACAAUGCCCGAGAGCGUCUCCGCGUCCGUGAUAUUAAUGAGGCUUUUAAGGAGCUGGGCCGCAUGGUGCAAAUUCAUCUGAAGAGCGAUAAGCCACAAACCAAGCUUUUAAUACUGCACCAGGCUGUGGCCGUCAUACUCAAUUUAGAGCAGCAAGUCCGAGAGAGAAAUUUGAACCCUAAAGCUGCCUGCCUAAAGCGAAGAGAAGAAGAAAAGGUUUCCUCCGAUCCCUCACCACUGUCCCUGGCAGGUCCUCAUCCUGGGAUGGGAGAUCCAUCAAAUCAUUUGGGGCAGAUGUAAAAAGGUCCAAGUUUUUGUUUUUUUGCGUUUCUUCGUUUAGACAAGAAGCCACUUCCUUAACAGCUGUAUUAUCUUAAACCCACACAAACAUUUCUCCUUUAUCCCUUUUCUUUUGUACAAUAUAAGACAAGUCUGAGUAGUUAUAUGCACCACAGACGCGAGAGGUUUCAGCAUUCCCGAUGCAAGAGAAAAAAAAAAAAAAGUGCAACUUGAGAACUUUCCAGCGUAUCGUUCACGAAUGUUACGUUAAAGCAUUACGUUGCAGCCUCGUGACUGGCAAUCUUCUCCACACUGUGGAACCAUGCAUUUGUGCCUAAACUUCUUUUGGAAUAAAAACGAAAAAAAAAUAUAUAAUUCAUUUGUAAGUCUGGAAAAAAAUAUUUCAUUUCAAAAUGGUAAAACUUGCAAUAAUGAAAAAAAAAAAGUGUACUUCUUGGGGGACAACAGAAAAAAAAAAUAAGUUUUUGUUGUUUUUACUGGAUUCCGCUAGUGUUUAUACUUACUGGAUUAAGGAGAAGGGAAGAAUUGCUGCCCAGAUAUUUACAAAAAAAAAAACCAGCAAAGGUCCGAUUGAAAAAUGAAAGCGAUGACGUUAGCCAUUCCUUUGGGUCGGAGGAACAGAUGGAUCUUAUAGACCUAUGACAAAUAUAUAAAUAUAUAUAAAUAUAUAUAUAUGAAAAAUGUAGUGAAUAUGGUAAACUUUGGUUCAUUUGUUUAAAAGCUGUUUUUGCUCCUGUAUAAAUAAUGAAUAACUUUUUUAAAAAAAAAAAAAAACAAGACUUUACUGUAAAUAGAGAUUUUUUUUUUUCCUUUUCCUCCUCUCUCCUUGCCCCUUAGCCUCCUUCCUUGUUGUUGUAAUAUGUAAUGCAGACUCUGUGUGGGAGGUAAUACAGGAUACAGCGCAGAGGCCGGCGUUGCUUCUCCGAGUUCAUUCUCUGCUCUUUUGGCAUCACAGGUCUUAAGUCACACCAUGUACAUACCGCAGACAGCACAGAUUUGGCAUUCGGAGUUUGCCAUUGUGUGAAGCUGCUCACGUGAGCUUAUUCUGGGAUUUUUCAUAGGUACAAGGUUAGAGUGCUACAAAAUGUUACCACUGUGCCUUCCAAUGUUUCUUAUCAUCAUUAAAAUAUAAAAGAAAAAAAAAAAAAAAGAAAAAUAUUAUCUAAGUGGCUG